Melospiza melodia melodia is the source of this 6385-nucleotide messenger RNA. It is a transcript of the gene ARHGAP35, whose product is annotated as Rho GTPase activating protein 35. Gene Ontology annotation, biological process: regulation of axonogenesis; Rho protein signal transduction; regulation of cell size. The record is from RefSeq and is a predicted model, not a curated record. Gene Ontology annotation, molecular function: GTPase activity; GTP binding; GTPase activator activity. Gene Ontology annotation, cellular component: cytosol. NCBI's taxonomy places the organism in Eukaryota, Metazoa, Chordata, Aves, Passeriformes, Passerellidae.
CGAGAGCGCGGACAUGGCGCUGCCGCCGCCUCCCGCCGCCCCCGGCCCGGCCCGAUGCCGCCGCCGCCGCGUCUGUUUCUCCGGACCCCUCCUUGGCCGCCGCGCUCCGACGCCCUCCAGCUCCUGAACCCUCCCCAGAACCACCUCCACCACCACCACCUCCACCUCCACCUCCACCCCCGCCAUGGUGCCGCCCCCGCCGUGCUGACCGCGUCGCCGCGCCCGUCGCCAUGCUGCCGCCGCCAUGAUGAUGGCCCGCAAGCAAGAUGGCCGCGUGCCCACCUACACGGUCAGCGUGGUGGGGCUGUCGGGCACCGAGAAGGAGAAGGGCCAGUGCGGCGUCGGCAAAUCCUGCCUGUGCAACCGCUUCGUGCGGCCCGGCGCCGACGACUUCCACCCGGAGCACACCUCGGUGCUCAGCACCAGCGACUUCGGCGGCCGCGUGGUCAACAAUGACCACUUCCUCUACUGGGGCGAGGUGGCGCGCGCCCUGGAGGAGUGCGCGGAGUGCCGCGUGCACGUGGUGGAGCAGACGGAGUUCAUCGACGACCAGACCUUCCAGCCGCACCGCAGCACGGCGCUGCAGCCCUACGUCAAGCGGGCGGCGGCCACCAAGCUGGCGUCGGCCGAGAAGCUGAUGUACUUCUGCACCGACCAGCUGGGCCUGGAGCAGGACUUCGAGCAGAAGCAGAUGCCCGACGGCAAGCUGCCGGUGGACGGCUUCCUGCUGUGCGUCGACGUCAGCCGCGGCAUGAACCGCAACUUCGACGAGCAGCUCAAGUUCGUCUCCAACCUCUACAACCAGCUGGCCAAGACCAAGAAGCCGGCGGUGGUGGUGCUGACCAAGUGCGACGAGGGCGUCGAGCGCUACAUCCGCGACGCGCACGCCUUCGCGCUGGGCAAGAAGAACCUGCAGGUGGUGGAGACCUCGGCGCGCUCCAACGUCAACGUCGAGCUGGCUUUCGGCACGCUGGUGCAGCUGGUGGACAGGAGCAGGGGCAAGGCCAAGAUCAUCCCCUACUUCGAGGCCCUCAAGCAGCAGAGCCAGCAGAUCGCCGCCGCCAAGGACCGCUACGAGUGGCUCGUCGGCCGCGUCGUCAAGAGCCACCACGAGCUGUGGCCCGACGUCAGCCGCAAGAUGACGGCGGCGCCCGAGUACCAGGACUACGUCUACCUGGAGGGCACGCAGAAGGCCAAGAAGCUCUUCCUGCAGCACGUGCAGCGCCUCAAGCAGGAGCACGUCGAGCGGCGCCGCAAGCUCUACCUGGCCCUGCUGCCCCAGGCCUUGGACGCCCUGGUGCCGGAUCUCGACGAGAUCGACCGCCUGAGCCGCGCCAAGCUCGAGAAGCUCCUGGAGGCCAAGCCGGACUUUCUCAAGUGGUUCGUGGUGCUGGAGGAGACGCCGUGGGACGCCACCGGCCACGCGGACAGCGCCGACGACGAGCGCAUCCCCUUCGACCUGCUGGAGACGCCGGCGGCCGAGCAGCUCUACGAGGCCCACCUGGAGAAGCUGCGCAACGAGCGGAAGCGCGCCGAGAUGAGGAGGGCGUUCCGCGAGAACCUGGAGAGCUCCCCCUUCGUCACGCCCGGCAAGCCCUGGGAGGAGGCCAGGAGCUUCAUCAUGAACGAGGACUUCUACCUGUGGCUGGACGAGUCGGUCUACGUGGACAUCUACGGCAAGCACCAGAAGCAGCUGAUCGACAGGGCCAAGGAGGACUUCCAGGAGCUCCUCCUGGAGUACUCGGAGCUCUUCUACGAGCUGGAGCUGGACGCCAAGCCCAGCAAGGAGAAGAUGGGCGUCAUCCAGGAGGUGCUGGGCGAGGAGCAGAGGUUCAAGGCUCUGCAGAAGCUGCAGGCGGAGCGCGACGCCCUCAUCCUCAAGCACAUCCACUUCGUCUACCACCCCACCAAGGAGACGUGUCCCAGCUGCGCCGCCUGCGUGGACGCGCGCGUGGAGCGGCUGCUGAGCUCGCGCUUCCUCCGCCGCCGCCGCGACGACGCCGCCGACGCCGACGUCGACCGCAUCAACCUGGUCAUCCUGGGCAAGGACGGGCUGGCGCGCGAGCUGGCCAACGAGAUCCGCGCGCUCUGCACCAACGACGACAAGUACGUCAUCGAGGGCAAGAUGUACGAGCUGGCGCUGAGGCCCAUCGAGGGCAACGUGCGCCUGCCGGUCAACGCCUUCCAGACGCCGACCUUCCAACCGCACGGCUGCCUCUGCCUCUACAACUCCAAGGAGUCCUUGUCCUACGUGGUGGAGAGCGUGGAGAAGAGCCGCGAGGCCGCCGCCGGGCGCCGCGACGGCCCGCUCGCCCGGCUGCCGCUGGCGCUCGUCUUGGUCAACAAGCGCGGCGGCGGCGACGCCGGCGGGGAGACGCUGCAGAGCCUGAUCCGGCAGGGCCAGCAGAUCGCCGGCCGGCUGCGGUGCGUCUUCCUGGACCCGGCGUCGGCCGGCAUCGGCUACGGCCGCAACAUCAACGAGAAGCAGAUGGGCCAAGUCCUCAAGGGCCUGCUGGACGCCAAGCGCGGCCUCAACCUGGCGGUGGCCUCCAGGGAGGCGUCGGACGGCGCCGACCUGCGCGUGGCCGUGUGCCUGAUGUGCGGCGACGCGGCGGGCGCCGACGACGUCCUGGCGCCCAUCCUGCAGAGCCAGGCGUGCCGGCCGGCGCCGGGCGGCGGCGCCGCGGUGCUGCUGGAGACGCCGGUGGGGUCGCAGCGCAGGAAGGUGGAGCUGUCCCUGCUCUCCUACCACGCGUCCUUCGGCUCCAGGAAGAACCGCCUGGUGCACGGCUACGUCGUCUUCUACGCCGCCAAGCGCAGGGCGUCCCUGGCCACCCUGAGGGCGUUCCUGGCCGACGUGCGGGACGUCGUCCCCGUCCAGCUGGUGGCUUUGGCCGACGGUCCCGCCGAGCUCCUGGAGGACGAGGUGAGCCGCGAGCAGCUGGCCGAGGGCGAGGAGAUCGCGCAGGAGAUCGAGGCGCGCUUCGCCGCCUGGCCGUGCGGGCCGGGGGGAGCCCAGAGCAAGCUGGAGCUCUUCCAAGCCUUCUUCAAGGACGCCCUGGACAAGAAGAACGUGGUGGAGGCCGCGCACACGUACGACGGCGCCGCCGAGGCCUGCGGCGCCGCCGAGGACGUCUUCGGCUCGCCGCGCGCCGGCUCGCCGCUCGGCAACUCCAACCCGGCCGACUCCGAGGAGGACCCCGAGCCCCCGGCCGGCUGCAGCCCCUUCCGCGAGGAGCCGCCCAAGGAGCUCUCCAAGCUCUCGGCGGAGCUCGAGGGCAACGACGGCCUCGGCUUCCUCUCGGCGCCGGGCGCCUACGACGGGAGGCCCGCCAAGGUCCCGCCGCCGGUGAAGCCCAAGCCGCCGCCGCACUCGGACGCCAAGGGCGACCUCGGCCACGCGGAGCAGAGCCGCCAGCGCGGCGAGCCGCGGCGGCGCUCGGCGUCCUCGUCCCCGUGGCCGCCGCCCGACUGCUUCGACCCCUCCGACUACGCCGAGCCGGCGGACGCCGUGGCCAAGCCGCGCGGCGACGAGGAGAACAUCUACUCGGUGCCGCACGACAGCACCCAGGGCAAGAUCAUCACCGUGAGGAACAUCAACAAGGCCGCCUCCAACGGCGGCGGCAACGGCUCCGACAGCGAGAUGGACUCGGGCUCCCUGGAGCGCGCCCGCGGGCCGCCCCGCGCCGCCCGGCCCACGCUGUACCGGGCGCGCUGCGCGCGGCUCGGCCGCUUCGCCGGCUGCCGGCCGGGGCUGGGCGCGGGCAGCGACGACGAGGCGGGAGCCGGCAGGAAGAAGGACGAGGAGCCGGGCGGCCAAGGCGGCUACAAAGGGGACAACGCGGCCGUGGCCUACGAGGCGGGAGACGGAGAGGAUCCGCGCAGGAGGAACAUCUUGAGGAGCCUCAGGAGGACCACCAAGAAGCCGAAGGCGACGCGGCCGUCGCUGUCCAAGGCGCCGUGGGAGAGCAGCUACUUCGGGGUGCCCCUGGCCAGCGUGGUCACCCCGGAGCGGCCGAUCCCGGUGUUCAUCGAGCGCUGCAUCCAGUACAUCGAGGCCACAGGGCUGAGCACGGAGGGGAUUUAUCGAGUCAGCGGCAACAAAUCGGAGAUGGAGAGUCUGCAGCGCCAGUUCGACCAGGACCACGGGCUGGACCUGGCCGAGAAGGAUUUCACGGUCAACGCCGUCGCCGGCGCCAUGAAAAGUUUCUUCUCGGAGCUGCCGGAGCCGCUGGUGCCCUACAGCAUGCAGCUGGAGCUGGUCGAGGCCCACAAGAUCAACGCGGAGCAGAAGCUGCUGGCGCUGCGGGAGGUGCUGCGGAAAUUCCCCCGCGAGAAUUACGAGGUUUUCAAAUACGUCAUCGCCCACCUCAACAGGGUCAGCCAACAGCACCGCGUCAACCUGAUGACCAGCGAGAACCUCUCCAUCUGCUUCUGGCCCACCUUGAUGCGGCCGGACUUCAGCACCAUGGACGCCUUGACGGCCACCAGGACCUACCAGACAAUCAUCGAACUCUUCAUCCACCAGUGCCCCUUCUUCUUCUCGCUGCGGCCGCCGCCGCCGCCGGGACACGCCGGCUUCUCCCGGUGCCGCUCCGGCCACCGUGGCCACCACCAUGGUCACCACCAUGACCACCACCGUGGCCACCACCACCAUGGUCACCACCACCACCGCGGUCACCACCACAGCCGGGCCCUUGGUGCCGCCGCUGUCGCCUCCUCGGACGCCGUCGCCGCCGCCGGAGCCGCUGGAGUGACCUCGGUGGAGACGCCCGCGGGGGGCGGGGCCCGGACGGACGGACGGACGGACGCCGUGGGGGAGGGGAGCUGCUGGGGAUGGUUGUCCCAGACUUUGGCCGGGCCGGACGGACGGACGGACGGACAGACGGACGGACGGAGAGCGAGGAGGGGCCUGGGAGGGGCUGCGAGAGGGUGAGGGGGGCGCCUGGUGGUGGCCUCAAGGUCCUGAAGGUCCUGGUGGUGGCCUCAAGGUCCUGAAGGUCCUGAAGGUCCUGGUGGUGUUCCAAGGUGGCCUGAAGGUCCUGAAGGUCCUGAAGGUCCUGGUGGGGGGCCAGGGUGGCCUGAAGGUCCUGAAGGUCCUGGUGGUGGCCUGAAGGUCCUGAAGGUCCUGGUGGUGUUCCAAGGUGGCCUGAAGGUCCUGAAGGUCCUGGUGGUGGCCUGAAGGUCCUGGUGGUGUUCCAAGGUGGCCUGAAGGUCCUGAAGGUCCUGGUGGUGUUCCAAGGUGGCCUGAAGGUCCUGGUGGGUGGGCCAGGGUGGCCUGAAGGUCAUUCAGGAUGGUUCAAGGUGGCCCAAGGGUCAUUCAUGGUGGCCUGAAGGUCCUUCAGGAUGGUUCAAGGUGGCCUGAGGGUCAUUCGUGGUGGUCCAAGAGUCAUUUGAGAUGGUCCAAGGUGGUCCUAAGGUGGCCUGAGGGUCAUUCAUGGUGGGCCCAGGUGGUCCAGGGUCAUCCAAGGUGGCCUGAGGGUCAUUCAAGAUGGUCCAAGGUGGUCCAAAGGUGGUCCAAGGGUCAUCCAAGGUGGCCUGAAGGUCAUUUGAGGUGGUCCAAGGUGGUCUAAAGGUCACCCAUGGUGGUCCAAGGUGGUCCAAGGUGGCCUGAAGGUCCUUCAGGAUGGUUCAAGGUGGCCUGAGGGUCAUUCGUGGUGGUCCAAGAGUCAUUUGAGAUGGUCCAAGGUGGUCCUAAGGUGGCCUGAGGGUCAUUCAUGGUGGGCCAAGGUGGUCCAAGGGUCAUUCAUGGUGGCCUGAAGGUCCUUCAGGAUGGUUCAAGGUGGCCCAAUGGUCAUCCAAGGUGGCCUGAAGGUCCUUCGGGAUGGUCCAAGGCGGUCUAAAGGUCACCCAUGGUGGUCCAAGGUGUUCCAAGGUGGCCUGAAGGUCAUUCAAGAUGGCCUAAGGUGGUCCAAGGGUCAUUCAAGGUGGUCAAGAGUGGCCUGAAGGUCAUUUGAGGUGGUCCAGGGUGGUCUAAAGGUCAACCAUGGUGGUCCAAACUGUUCCAAGGUGGCCUGAAGGUCAUUCAAGAUGGUCCAAGGUGGUCCAAGGGUCAUCCAAGGUGGGUCAGAGUGGUCCAAGGUGACCUGAAGGUCAUCCAAGGUGGCUUGAAGGUCAUCCACAGUGGUCCAAGGUGGUCCAAGGGUGAUCCAAGGUGGUCCAGGGUGGUCCAAGGGUCGUUCAAGAUGGUCCAAGGUGGUCUAAAGAUCAUCCAAGGUGGUCGAGGGUGGUCCAAGGUGGCCUGAAGGUCACCCAGAGCGGUCCAAGGUGGUCCAAGGCUCAUUUGGGGUGGUCCAGGGGUCAUUCAAGGUGGGCCAGAGUGGUCCAAGGUGGCCUGAAGGUUGUCCAAGGUGGUCCAGGGUGAUCCAAGGUGGCCUGAGGGUCA